Messenger RNA from Eleginops maclovinus (Patagonian blennie), 3770 nucleotides. It is a transcript of the gene gga3b, whose product is annotated as golgi associated, gamma adaptin ear containing, ARF binding protein 3b. Gene Ontology annotation, biological process: intracellular protein transport; protein localization to cell surface; Golgi to plasma membrane transport. Gene Ontology annotation, cellular component: trans-Golgi network. Bases 18 to 2105 code for a protein of 695 amino acids. Gene Ontology annotation, molecular function: phosphatidylinositol binding; ubiquitin binding; small GTPase binding. The transcript is spliced from 17 exons. The record is from RefSeq and is a predicted model, not a curated record. Lineage: Eukaryota; Metazoa; Chordata; Actinopteri; Perciformes; Eleginopidae.
GCGAUGUUUUCAGUGCUAUGGCGUACCAGGAAGGGGAGACGCUUGAAUCUUGGCUCAAUAAAGCCACCCAUCCUACAAACAGACAGGAGGACUGGGAAUACAUCAUAGGCUUCUGUGAUCAGAUCAACAAGGAACUGGAAGGUCCUCAGAUAGCGGUGCCUCUGCUUGUUCACAAAAUCCACUCACCGCAAGAAUGGGAGGCUCUUCAGGCUCUCACAGUAUUGGAGGCAUGUAUGAAGAACUGCGGGAGAAGGUUUCAUAAUGAAGUCGGAAAAUACAGAUUUUUAAAUGAGCUGAUUAAAGUUGUGUCCCCAAAGUACAUGGGCGACAGUGCAGCAGAGAAGGUGAAGAUGAAGAUAGUGGAGAUGCUCUACAGCUGGACGGUGGCGUUUCCUAAUGAAACUAAAAUCAGUGAAGCGUACCAGACGCUGAGAAGACAGGGCCUCGUCACUAUCGACCCAGAGUUACCUCUCGACAGGACUCUGAUUCCCUCUCCUCCGACACGACCCAAACAUCCGGUUUUUGACAACGAGGACAUGGGCAAGCUGCUUGCUGAGCUUCUGCGGAGUAAAAACCCAGAGGACCUCCAGGAAGCCAACAGAUUAAUCAAAAACAUGGUGAAAGAGGAUGAGGCUCGAGUACACAAGGUAACAAAGCGCAUACACACUCUGGAGGAGGUGAGCAUUAACGUGAAGCUGCUGACGGAGAUGCUGUCUCACUACAACAAAGACAACUCCACUGACUCAGACAAGGAUAUCAUUAAGGAACUCUACCAGCGGUGUGACAAGCUGAGGCGCGCUGCUUUCAAAAUGGCCACCGAGUCAGAGGACAAUGACACCAAUUUAGGUGACAUCCUGCAGGCCAGCGAUGACCUCUCCAGGGUCAUAAACUCCUACAAGAAGAUUGUUGAGGGGCUGCCCGUCAACGGUGACAGCGAAGAGCCCCGACCCACAGUUGGUCACAGUGAGAUUGCAGAGACCACAGAUACUCUGAUCGACCUCGCCGGCCUCGACACUCCGAGCCCUCCUCAACCUGCCCCCCCUCACUUCCAGUCCUCAGAUCUCGUCUCUAUCAAUCCAACUAUUUCCUCCAUCCCCUUCCUGCCUCCUCCUCCCAAACGCCUGGCCGACUCCCAGAGCAGCAGCCCGAGCCACCCUCCCCUCGACAUGGCCUCCACUUCACUAUUGCUCCUCGACGAUGAGCUGCUGUCUCUAGGACUGAACGACCCCCCUUCCUCCCUGAGCAGCCAACCCAAGUUAAACGAAUUAUCCAAUCACUGGACUUCCUUGCAGGCUUCAGCUUCAGGGCUGGAUAUGUUUGGCGGUCUAGCUUCAGGUCCUGUGGUACCGCCGUCUGAGCCAGCUGCAGCCACAAACAGUCUGCAGAACCUGCAGGACCUGGCCAUGAUGGGUUUUUCAGAUCAUAAGAGUUCCUCCAUGAUGGCAGCCAGAGGAAGCAGCUUCGGGAUGUCUGCAGCAGCACCUCCCCUCAUAGCUGGACAUGGAUCUCCCUCCUCACCCUCUUUUCUCCAGAGUACGAUGCCUGGCUCCCCCGCUCUGUGCCAUGCUAUGGCCCAGAGCCUGGGCUCGGCUCCUGGCAGCCCUCUGUUCCGCUCUCUGUCUCCCUGCCACCCUCCCCUCCAGGGCAGCCCGGCCAGAGCAACAGACGUCUCCCUGAGCAACGUGCACGUCCCUCUGGAGGCAAUCAGACCGAGUAAAGUACUGCCUGUGACGGCCUACGAUAAGGACGGUGUUCGAAUGCUCCUCAACUUUGCAGCUAACUGUCCCCCCGGCAGGCCUGACGUGUUAGUGAUGGUGGUGUCAACGCUCAAUACUGCCCCCCUGCCUGUUCAAAAUGUGGUACUGCAGGCUGCCGUGCCCAAGUCCAUGAAGGUGAAGCUGCAGCCUCCAUCAGGAACAGAUCUGGCUCCAUUUAACCCGAUCCUUCCUCCGGCCUCCAUUACCCAGAUCAUGUUGCUGGCCAACCCAACAAAAGAUAAGGUGCGUCUGCGCUUCAAGCUGGCGUUCACACUCGGAGAUCGCCUGUGCAACGAGGUUGGAGAGGUCAACCAGUUCCCCCUACAGGAGAGUUGGGGUUUUCUAUAGGACUGAAGAUGCCUGCUUCCUCACAUCAGGGACAGAGCGGGUUGUACUCCAUGAAGGGUUUUUGUGAAUUCACAUCCAUCCCAGAGAGAAAGGAGUGGUGGGUGGAGAAAUUCAGCUGCACAUUCCUUAUAGGUAUGGCUAUUGUCGUUACCGGCAGUGACAAGCUAACAGCAGACACUGGAGAUAUAUAUAUACAGUGCUCGUAUACUUUUCUGCAGAUGGCUAACAAACUAAAGAUAUGCACUUGCAAGUAGGACAGUAGUGCUGUUUAAAGGGCCUUGGUAUUGAGAUGAAUAUUUUACUGGAUUUCCCCCAAGAUGAAUACAACACAUGUUAGUGUACUCUAAAUACUCCAUGCAUUAGAGCGAAGACGCCCUGACUGAUGGGUUGGAUUGCUUCAUAACAAAAUUACUAUUAAAAGAAACUAACCUCUCCCAGGGCAUUUAGAGGAAUUACCAUUGGUGCCACUGUCCCAAAGACGUUUGUAUUGCUUAUAAUUUUUCCUUCAAAAUAUAAAAGAAUACGAUAUUGUAACCAAAUUCCUGCCGCAUGCUAUUCAGAGUAAAAGCAGUCAACCACGUUUUGCCAGCAGCAAGGGGUCUCUCUCUGAAACCAACAAAACAACCAAGCUUUUUGGGGGGGUUUUGGUUGCCUUGUGACAGACAGAAUUGCAUUUGGGAAGCAAAGCCUAUAGGGAACCAAUCCUAACAUCGAUGAAGUCAUUAUUCUACAGCCAUUACGUUUACAUACAGCAAGAACAUAUCUAUUGCCAAUUGAACAGAGCCUAAGUGAAUGUAUUUAUUCACUCCUCUGGCUGAGCACUUUCUUAUUACACAGAAAAUAUACUUGAAUAAAUCCAUUUGAAUAUGGGAUCUAGUAGAUGUCUUAAGAUGGAGUCAAACCAGACAAUUCAUCUGUUCAGUAAAAGGUUUUAAAAUAAUUUCAGCCAUUAAGAUUUUAUUGCAUUAAAGGAAACCUAGUGUUGUCAAUAAUAAUUACUUUAUGUUUUAGAUAAGUGGACAACCAUGUUUAAUUAUCUGCUGUUAUGGCAAACAUACAAGAGGUUAAAUAUUUUAAUUAUAAAUACACGGUUAAUAUUUGAGUCUACUGAGUCCUGUUUUAUGUCAUGUGAUUACAUUUUUUUCUUUGAAAUAAAUUUAGGUGAUAGUCUGCUUAUAAGUCAUGGUUUAAGCAGUCGGUAAUUAUAUUUCAGUUGUGUAUUUACAGAUCUUAAGUCAUCUACCAGUGACAGUAUUGGGAGUAUUUAUGUCUUAAUUUUUACUUUCUGUUCUGUUUAUAGUAUUUCAGUGCAUCACUGAACUUAGAAAAUGAAGUGAACUGAAAAAUCUGAAUUUACAUUUUGUAGUUUGAAAGGGAAAUCUGUCACCGGGCAGAUUACGGUGUCUUCAGCAGUGGGUGAGUUGAACUGUGCUGCGAUCAGUCCGCCCAGUCCCCCCCCUUAGGUCUCCUGUCUGGUAGUUCUCAACUCGUCAUGUACAGAAGAAGUGUGUGUUUAUUGUACAUAUUAUGUAAUGUACCUAAUGUUUGCUGUAUGACAAGUUAUGUGAACAUGUGACGUGUAGAGUUUGGGAGAGAUAGGUCUGUACAUAAUGUAUGAUGUGCCAUUUGUUCGCUACAUGGAAAAUAAAUAUUUCUUUCAAUGGA